Messenger RNA from Vigna umbellata (rice bean), 1518 nucleotides. RefSeq lists its product as uncharacterized. Gene Ontology annotation, molecular function: protein binding. Lineage: Eukaryota; Viridiplantae; Streptophyta; Magnoliopsida; Fabales; Fabaceae. The record is from RefSeq and is a predicted model, not a curated record.
AAUAUAAUUAUAAUUUAUCUUUUUCCCACCGAAGCAGCCCUCAAUCGCCGUAAUCAAUCCCUAAUCGACACAAACUUCCCUCUUUAACUCUUCUUUUCAACCUCUGCCGGAAUCCGUCAGUUUGGUUCUGAUCAACCUCUCGCAGGUUGAGUAUUGAAAAUAUUUCAUUGACAAUUGAGAAAACACAAUGAGUUCUCCACCUCCUCUUGAUGAUGAAGAUGAUAACGAACCAUCUUUCAUUGACGAGGCUGACAUUAUCCAUGAAGUUGAAAUGGAUAAUGAAGAUCUUCCUGACGCUGAUGAUGAUUAUGAACUUGAGGACGAGGAUGGUGAUUUUCUGCACAAGUUCACGGCUCAUACUGGGGAGUUGUACUCAGUUGCCUCCAGCCCAACUGAUGCAGCCCUAGUGGCUACUGGUGGUGGUGAUGACAGAGGAUUUCUCUGGAAGAUUGGCCAAGGAGAUUGGGCUUUUGAGCUUCCAGGUCAUGAAGAAUCUGUAUCUAGUUUAGCUUUUAGCUAUGAUGGAUAGCGUUUGGCAUCAGGAAGCUUAGAUGGAAUUAUUAAAGUCUGGGAUGUAUCAGGAAAUUUGGAAGGUAAAAAACUUGAAGGUCCUGGAGGGGGCAUUGAGUGGCUUAGUUGGCAUCCAAGAGGACAUAUACUCUUAGCUGGUUCUGAGGAUUUUACCAUUUGGAUGUGGAAUACUGAUAAUGCUGCCUUACUUAAUACAUUUAUUGGUCAUGGUGAUAGUGUAAGCUGUGGUGAUUUUACUCCUGAUGGGAAAAUAAUAUGUACUGGAUCUAACGAUGCAACCUUGAGAAUAUGGAAUCCAAAAAGUGCAGAAAGCACUCAUGUUGUGCGGGGCCAUCCAUACCAUACCGAGGGGUUAACAUGCUUGACAAUAAAUUCAACUUCAACUCUCGCACUUUCUGGUUCUAAGGAUGGAUCUGUUCAUAUUGUGAAUAUUACCACAGGAAGAGUUGUUGAUAAUAAUGCCCUCGCUCCUCAUUCAGAUUCCAUCGAGUGUGUUGGGUUUUCACCAAGUGAUUCGUGGGCCGCAGUUGGAAGCAUGGAUAAAAAAUUGAUCAUCUGGGAUAUAGAGCAUUUAAUACCCCGAGCCACCUGUGAUCACGAGGAUGGAGUGACAUGUUUGACAUGGCUCGGCGCAUCAUAUGUAGCUACUGGUUGUGUGGAUGGUAAGGUGAGAUUGUGGGAUAGCCGGUCUGGGGAAUGUGUAAAAACAUUAAAGGGACACUCUGAUGCCAUUCAGUCUCUUUCUGUGUCUGCUAAUCGGGAUUACCUUGUUUCGGCCUCGCUUGAUGGAACAGCUUGUGCUUUUGAGGUUGAAAAUUUUCGGUAACCAAUCCCUGUUGUAGCAUUGCGUAGGAUUGAGGUUCUCAAUCAUCAAAGCAGAAUCUUUAUGUUAUAUCCUUGGCUUGGAGGUGUGGUGUUACUGUACACAAGCCAGAUUGUUAUUUUUAUGCUGAAAGUAAAAAGGUUAGAUUGUUUUACAUCGUUUUC